This is a messenger RNA of Toxotes jaculatrix (banded archerfish), 3676 nucleotides long. Its product is annotated as centrosomal protein of 95 kDa-like. The transcript has 21 exons. NCBI's taxonomy places the organism in Eukaryota, Metazoa, Chordata, Actinopteri, Toxotidae. Gene Ontology annotation, cellular component: spindle pole; centrosome. The coding region runs from base 194 to 2872 and encodes 892 amino acids. The record is from RefSeq and is a predicted model, not a curated record.
CGGAAACAAAGACCGAGCGUAACGUCCAAUCAAACAGGACUUCAAUUUUAAAUGAGAGCCGAUAGUUCCUGAUAGUUACUGAAAACCACAACAACAUCGCAACUGAUCCCACUGGGGUCUGGAUUACAAAAGACUCUUUUUCGGCUAGUCAGUUGUUUUUGAGCUUCAGCUGCCUGUCGUCGACAGCCGUUUCAUGGGAACCCAGGAGGGAGAGAGAGAUUGGGUAGAUGUGGCAAAUGAUCUAUUUAGCAAGUGUCACAUAAACCUGAGGCUGAGGAGACUGACGGACUGUGAUGCCAAUGUUUUCAUUACUCUGUAUGAGAACAUCUUGGGAGAGAAAGUUCCAGAUUAUAUUGCAGAACCAUGCAGUCAAGAGGAGGAUGUCCAUAACAUUCAGUCUGUGAUUGAUUCUCUGUCCCUGGAUUACCUUCAGAUCAGCCUCUCACACAUUACAGGAGAAAAUGUUGUCAGAGGGGACAAAGAGUCUAUCAAGAACCUCCUGGAAAUCUUUGAUGGCCUCCUGGAAUACCUCAACGAGGAGAUAAGGGAGGAGUCACAGAAUGGUGAGGAACUGAGUAACAGUCUCAACGAGGAUGUGCCCUGUGAAACCAAGGAGUCUACGAGCUACAAUGCCACAGAGCACAAGGAGACUAAGCUGGAGGGAGCAUCUUCGUCUUCCACUGGAGAGUCUGCCGCCCAGUCCAGUAAACAUUCCCUCCAUUCCUGGAACGCUGAGGAAAUGGGAUCAACCAGUGAGCUCAUUGGGCUGGGAGUCUCUGCACGCACAUUUACAGGCAAAGAAGGACUGUCUGCUGCUCCCCAAACCUCAGACGCCAUGACCACUGCUGGUCCGCUGGACGCCCAGGGUGUGCCAUUGACUGAACCGCUGCACUCGGCCAUCGCUCUGCAGCCACCCAACCAGAGCAACACUCCCCACAGGCCCGACGCAGACCCACACACAGCCACCCAGCCCGCCAAAGCUGCUGAGCUUAGCCAUGGGCACAUGGAGGAAGAAGCCGCCCCUGCCACUACAGAGAUCCCUAAACCGGUAGUUGAGACUGUUGUUAGCAAUGGACUACAGUCUCCUUUUGCUCAAUUUCCAGCUGUGAGCGAGACGUCUUUGACCAGUCAACAGAGAGCCAGGACAGAAGCAGAGGGGGAAACACUAGAGCCAACUAACGGAGGUCCAAGGAGGGUUUUGUUCCGCACCCAGCCAGAUGUGCUUUUCCUCACCCUGCAGGAUGAAAUGGUACCCACAACCCCUUCUCCACCAGACACUGAAGAGGAAGAGCAAGAGGAGGAAGAGGAUCUGAGUUAUACACGACGAUUACAGGGCAGAAGAAUACGUCAAAGAGAAAGGAUGGACCUCAGCAGUAACAGGUUAGAGGAGGAUUUUGAAGACCCGCUAUCUUAUCGCAGACAGAGGAACAGGAAAGCAGAAGAGGAGCUGCAUCACAUCUCUGAAAAUCUGUCCCAUCGACUUGAAGAACUCGAUGAGAUGCUUAAACGAGUCCUGGGAGAAAGUGGAGAGUCAAGUGAGGUGAGAGAAGAGGACAAGCAGUCACACCACAGCGACAGCGUCAUGGAGUGCCGCAAGACUCCCAGACAACACACAGUUUCAGGAAUACCAGACGUUGAGUCCACACACCGGACACGCUCCUUGUCACCUUCCCCUCCACGGGUCCGUCGCUCUCUGAAGGGACAGUUAGAAAAUGCAAUGGCAGAGGCCUUGAGCCUGAAUGAUGGGAGACAGACAAACCUCACAGCUUCUGAUCAUUCAAGGCGAGGAGAUCGAAGUCACAGACUGCCUCAAAGAAAACAUAGCAAGUAUUUGGAGAAUAAAGACUAUGAGGAAGAGCUGAAAAGAUACGAAGACAAAGAACGGACAGAUCUAAACAAGGCUCGCCUCAAAGCUCAGGAAGCUGAGAGAGAGUACAGAGAGGCCAUACUAAGGGAUGCUUCUCAGGCCCCCAGACUGUCCCCAGCUAGAACAAAGGCCCAGCACAAGUCACAACAUAAGACGCAAACCACACCAGGGCGGAGACGUCGGGAGGCCCCCAGGAAAGCUCCAUCACUGAAGGUGAAGGAGAAUGAACUCCUCCCUGUGCUCCUGGAGGAGUUGCCCCACCUUCACAUCUCUCCUCACGCUCUGGGCAGGAUGUGGGAGCAGCAGAUGCAGCAGGUGGACAGACUCCAUGCACUGUCAACCUCUAACAACCACCAGCGUCGCAGCAAACUCUCCAGCCAGGUGGAGGAAGCCCAGAGGAAACAUGACCUGCUGGUGGAGAUCGUCCGCAAAGAACAGGACCACAACAGGCGUCUGAGAGACUUCAAAGAGCGUAUCCAGCAGCAGAAGUCGACACAGAACCGAGUGAGAGAGCAGAGGCAGCAGAUAGCCCGCGCUAAGAAGUACUACAACGACUACCACGUUCAACACCGUGCUCGUCUGAUGAGGGCACGCACCAAGGAGGAGAGGAUGUUUCGGCAGCUGUUUGAAGAGGGUUUGGAACUACAGAAAGUCCGGUUGAGGGAACAGAGAGCCUCCGCCAGGGAGCAGCGACUGGAACAUCAGAGACGACAUCAAGACCAGAUCAAGUCUAUGGAGAACUACUACAAAGACCAAUUUUCACUACUGGCUGAAAAACUUGCACAAGAGCGGCAGGAGAUCCAGGUUCGGAAAAAAGCUCAAGAAAAGGCCCUGCUGAAGAUGAAGCGAGAGCUGCGUUCCAGGAUGGAGCGUGAGAUCGGCGAACUGCAGAAAAUCAUCAUCCAAAACGACGAGGACGACUACUUCCAGGAUCUGGAGGUCCAGAGGCUGCGUAAUCGCGUCCAGAUGGCUGCUUUCCAGUACAACACUAGCUAUCUGCACUGACCGGUGCUGUUGUAGGAGCCACUCAGCGAAGGCUGGAUUUAUAUUAUAUGCACAUGAUGCAAGAGAGUCUGUUUGUGCCAUUAACAACUAAGGGUACGACAUUUGGACGGCUGAACAGUACUGUCUCCUCAGGCAUCUUCCUUCAUACAUUUGCACAGGAGAAGGAAAUUCACAUCGUAAGAACUUACAAGUCCUGAUUAUCGAUUUAUAAUGAACUGAACACACUCCGACAAAAUGUAGCUAUUAGCUAACUUAGCUAACUCUUCCUCUCACCUCAGCUGCUAUACCUGAACUUAAAGACACCUUGGACCAAGUCCCCUUCUUCCACUGUUUCAGUACUUGGUAACUAAGAAUGUUUUAAAGUGGCUCUGUCACUGUGCCGUCUUUGUGUGCUGUUAUUGUAGCAGAAAAAUGAGUAAAAACGUUCUUCCCCUUGCCAAAUAGGGACCACUAAUGCAAAGUAUGAAUGUCACACACUGACAAAAGAGUUUUAACGGUUUUUUUUUCUCUCCUUUUAUGUGCGAUGUCUUCCUUUAAUAUUUUAACCAUGCCAGAUUAUUUAUUUUUUAACGUUAAUUUUUGAUUUUUAAUUAACCUGGUGUUGUGCUUUCUGAUCACCGGGGGCGAUGAUAAUCAGUCUUUGAUGACGUCUCCUUUUCCUCACUUUCGUUGUGAUUGUUUUUAACUCACAGCCAAAACUUAAGAUGUAGUAGUUUUGGACCAGAACACAAAAGGUUGCGAUGUUAAAACACUGUCUACUCAUAAAUGUGCGAUGUCAUCACCCAUUAAAUACGUGGGCUCCCU